AUGUUCGGUUUGACUUCGGGCUUCACUGGUCAAACUAUCGAUACCAUGCAAAAUGGAAUCACAAUGAGUGAUGGUACACCGGUGCAAAUCGGACCCGAUGAUCAUCUUUGGGUGUUCACUAACUCUACAGAAGGUUCUUUGUUCGGUUCAUUGGUUAACCUUGGUGCUAUGGGAGGUGCUAUUCUUCUGGGUGGCCCUCUGAUCGAGAAGUUCGGUAGGAAGUGGAUCUUGCUUGGAUGUUCUCCUUGUUUCGUGCUUUGCUACGUAUGGCAGGCAUUGGCUCAUACUUCCUGGCAGCUGUUGUUCGAGCGUGUUCUCGUUGGCUUCGUGGUCGGUGUUGAAUCAGUUGUGACCCCCACAUACAUUGGUGAGGUAUCUCCGACUAAGAUUCGUGGUGCUUUGGGUGCCUGCAACCAGUUGUCUAUCACUAUCG
Molecule: messenger RNA, 433 nt
Organism: Perkinsus marinus ATCC 50983
Lineage: Eukaryota; Perkinsozoa; Perkinsida; Perkinsidae
Product: sugar transporter, putative
Exons: 1
Biological process (GO): transmembrane transport
Cellular component (GO): membrane
Molecular function (GO): myo-inositol:proton symporter activity
Source: RefSeq, a predicted model, not a curated record